This is a messenger RNA of Tilletiopsis washingtonensis, 1600 nucleotides long. RefSeq lists its product as hypothetical. Bases 39 to 1505 code for a protein of 488 amino acids. The transcript has a single exon. NCBI's taxonomy places the organism in Eukaryota, Fungi, Basidiomycota, Exobasidiomycetes, Entylomatales. The record is from RefSeq and is a predicted model, not a curated record.
CCUGAUCUUCCCUGCGCGGCGCGGCCUGGCCAAGCGCGAUGCAGGCGCUGCGCUCCUUCUUUGCGCCGCCAGCAUCUGCGCCCCUGCCGGCUGCUGACCAGGCCAAGCCGCGGCGACGCACGGCGCUGGUGCAGCACAUCGAGGUCAUCGGCGGCGCAGCCGCGAGCGGCCCCGGGUCCUCGGCACCGCUGCCACCUCGCUUGCAGUCUGCCGUGUCUGCCGCAGCCACGCCGCUUGUGCUGUCGCCGCCGCGUCUGCCGGCGGAGCUGCGCCUGCUCAUCGUCGCCGCCGCCCUCGCCGAGCUCCUCGCGGCGCCGCCCUCGCCUGCGCGCCACCACGCCAUCCUCUCGCUGGCCCUCGCCGAGCGGGCCGCCCUGGCUCUCGUGCUCUCGACACUGCUACGCACGCCACAUCUGCGUGGUACCGGCGCAGUCGAAGGCUUGGAGCGAGUUAUGCGCAAGGCAAUCUAUCGAGAGGCCGCCCGCGGCACACGCCGGCUCGUCGUCUCUUCGGCGCAGCAGCAGGCCGCGCAUGGCGGCGACCGCCAUGCCGGCCUGUUCGCUGCCUCCUCGUCCGCCCAAGCGUUUGCGUCGCAGAUCGCUGCGCCGCUCGCCAGUCUCCUCGGCCAGCUCGUCGCGCUGCAGAGCCUCGUGCUCGCUGCGCCGCCGCGCGCGCUUCUGACGCAUGUCCCUCCGUCCCUGGCGGAGCUGACGUGCACGGGCAGCGUGUACGGCUCCGACGUGCUGCCACUGCUCUUCUCGCGACCGACGCCGCUGCGCCGCCUCACACUGCUCGGGCCGCGCCUCUACCUGCCAGCCGCCACUCUCCGCCUGCUGGCGGCACAGCCGCAGCUGGCUGAGGUAACGCUCUUCCUGCCGCGCCGAGACGUCGACGUGGGCGUGCUGCUGCAGAGCGCCUCGCUGCGCAGCGUGACGAUCGUCGCGCACGAGACGAAGGGCACGACGGGCUAUCGAGGCGGUCUCGAGGGCAGACUGCAGACGCUGACAAGGCGAAAAGGAGCGGGCGCGGUGCAAGUGCGUCUCGUCACUGUCCGCUCGGCUGUCGGCAGGCGCUUGCAGCAACAGGCGGCACAAGGCUCAGCUAGCGCUGGCCGAACGCGCGACGCGCAAGCAUCUGUGGCGCUGAACGCCCCGCAGCACGCAGAUCCAAGUCUGCAGGCGCUCGAGGAGUGGUUCUUCGCGCGCUGUGCGCAAGGCCUGUCCAGCUUCGACUCGUGCGAUGCAGAGGCACCCGAGGCGCGCGAGUCUGAACUCGUGUACGAGGAACGAGAGCAAGCGCAGGUGAUCGACGCGCGCUUCGGCGUUCAGUGCGAGGUGCUGCAGUGGGAUCUGGAGGAGGACGAUGAGGCGGCGCCGCCGGAGCCACAAGAGAGUGCGACGCAACCGCCGAGGCUGCCGCCAGAACGGAUGGAGGCGCUCGACCUGGGCAGCAGCGACGAGGAGCAACUAGACGACGAGGCGCACGAUUACGACUAUUUGGAAUGAACUACAUUCACCUGGCCCGGCCGGAGAGCAGCUGGCGGUGUGUGCUGGUGUUGUGCACGACCGGCACGGAAGACUCGUUCCAUGUCGGGCCAGCC